AUGCCAGAAGAAGUUCAGUCAGCUGUUGCUAACAGCAAGAGACCUGCUCCUGACAAGCGUCGCCAGAUGAUAAGAGUCCUUGUGGACAAAAUUAGGAAGCAUGACACUAACCCAACACGCAGUGAAUGUCUCAUCAUCUGCCGCAACAUUGUGAAGCAGUAUCCCAGUAGUUCUGCAGAUAUGACACCAGGAGGAGUCAUCAUUGGUGGCGGCUUUGCUUCACUCCUUUCUCAAGUGAAAAAGAAUUGAGAACCUCACCCAUGCAGGAACAUUCAAACGACAUCGCUCAUCAAGACUGUCAGGGAAACAAGGGGGGAAUGAUUCUUAUGGAUGCGUACAAUUUCAGCCUCAACCACUACCCGAAGAAACUGAUGAGACUUUGGAGCAGAAGCGGCAACAACAAGUGGUAAACCUCAUGAAAACAACGUUCUCUCUGCAGCAUAACCAAAUCAAUCAAACACCAGCACCUUGUAUUGAGGAUUUGAGAAUCCAGUGGCCUUACCUUUUCACCCAAAGGGGAAUCUACAGCCAUUUUGAAUCACUCACAGGCAUCAAUGUCUUACAUGCCUCGGAACUAUCUAUUGAAGAAAGUGGAUCAGGGAUUGAGAAGUAUUUAAUGACAAAAGCAAAGAAUAAAGAUGCACAGUCAAUCGUCUCCCAAACCAAAGAGGGAGAGUUAAUUCUCAGCAUCAUCCAGCUGCUGAUGGCCUACUUUGAUGAGAGAAGAGAAGGACUGAUACUCUUUGCUGACGUAAGUGUUGUGGAGCAUUAUUUAAUGUAUGUAUGUAAUUUAGCUAUAAACACAUCAUUCAUUUUUCUGACACAAUUAUCCAGAUGUCCUCCACUGCAGCUGAUAUUGAGUGCACCCUGACCCUUCCAGCCAGUCCACGACUAAUACUGCUCGGUAAGUGUCAGUAUCUGGUCAUGUGUGUCAGUUAGUCAGUCUGUGUCUGUCUGUUCAGUCUGCCUAAUAGCUGUCUGUCUGUGUCUGAGUGAUAAAAUAAUUUCUUAUGCCCUUCUGUGGCAGUGUGUUGUCAUUGUAGGAGAAAAUACCCAAUAGUAGCAGUAUAACUUAUGAUACCAAAUGUAAAUAAAGUUGCAAAAAUGUAUAAAUGUAUCAUUUAGAAUUUUGAGUUCAUUGUAACCUAUUGUGAUAUCUUGAGUGACUACAUAGGUUCUUGUUAAACAAUACAUCUGAUAAUGUUUUGCAACUUCAAGAGAUUGUUGGGUGUUUUUACAUUAAGUUGUAUGAGCUCUUCUCCAUCAGUGUGGUUCAUCAGCAGUGACUUUUCCCCCACUGCGUCCCAUGAGCCAAGUCCAGGUCCGGUUUCAGCGUUGCAGAAAGUAGUCCUGUCUAGUUGCUGGGGUCACACAGAUAAAACCUUUUGCUCCAAAAAACGUCACACGUUCAAAGGAGUAAUCUAUUGCAUCAUGAAUUCUUUGCUGUGAAAAAAUCCAACCCCGCAAUCGCCCAGCAAUAUUUUGCCUCCAUUUGUAUUAACUGCCCGCAACACCGUCAGCUGUUUCAUGGUCUCCAUCCAACUUCUUCCUGUGGCUAAUGGAAAGGUGCGUGCAGUGAUGGAGGGAAAAUAGUGCCGGGUGAUUCUGAGAUUGGACUUUUUCAUUGCAAAGAAUUCAGGAUGCAAAUGGAUCACUCUUGAAUGCAUGAUUUUGGAGUAAAACAUAUUGUCUGUGUGACCUCAACAACUAAACAGAAUUAUUUUCUGCUACAGACAAACCGGGCUGAAAUCCACUCAUGGGACACAGUGGGGGAAAAGUCACUGCUGAGUAACCGCACUGGUGGAAAGGAGCUCACACAACUUUAUGUCAAAAAUCUGAACUGUCCUUUUAACCUCAAUUCUUGUCUCCAUCAGUUGCUGGUGAUGACGUUGCAUCAGGACGUUGGAUGCUGAGCAUUAAAAGCCAUGUUGUAUGUGAAGGCCCUCAAUCAGGCUUCAUCGCAGGGCUGGCUGCGGUAUUUGCCACCUACUACGUCUUCAACUUACGAUACCAGGAGGAAGCUGAAAGGACACUAGAAUUCAUUCAAAGGUAAUUCCUAUGCCACUCUUUCAUAUUGUUUGGAUGUAUGGUCCCUUUUCUCGAAGCUGCGUGAGAAAGUUACAUUUUCAUUUACUAUGAGCAACAUUUAGGUGUAUCAGUCUUUAUUAUCUAUAUUAACAUUCCAACUAAAUUUGUUCCUUUUGAUGGUGAAUUUAAGAUUGAGCUGGUAUAUGUGUUAAAGGGAUAGUUCAAUUUUAUUUGAAGAACCAGAACAGAACACAGAACCACCUGCAAACACGGUUUAAUUGUACCACUAAAACAGGCUAUUUUCUCUUCCUACAAGACCUCCCAUCUCAAAGUAAUACCACAGUUUAAAUGGACUCUCCAUUUUCACAAAAAAAGUUUACCUGGAACUAACCAGUUGGUGGUUGAGUGGUUCAGUGUGCCACAUAAAGUAUAUAUGACAUGAGUCUAUUGGUUCCAAAUGAACUUGUUGUUCUAAAAAGUUAAUGUGCUCAAAAAUGUCUGCGUCAUGUAAGGUAUUGUUAUAAUAAUGAAAAAAUAUAAAUUUUGUGCACUUGAUGGGGUUCUGCAAAAAUCCCACUGACCACACCUAAUAACUCGUGCUUUAUCUGUUAUCACACUUCAGGCGCUUCGUGGGUAUCAAUCCAGAGAGGGGGACAAAGGCCAGUCGGGGGAAGGUCACGUCCAAGAAAACUGGAAAGCUUGUUCAAAAAAAAGGAGCAACUGUGAAUCCCCAUGUGGCUACCCUCAUUAAGAACCUGGUGGACUUUGAAUGGGGCUUCAUGUAA
Messenger RNA from Xyrichtys novacula (pearly razorfish), 2813 nucleotides. NCBI's taxonomy places the organism in Eukaryota, Metazoa, Chordata, Actinopteri, Labriformes, Labridae. The record is from the annotation of a GenBank genome assembly.